Oryctolagus cuniculus (rabbit) is the source of this 2738-nucleotide messenger RNA. RefSeq names its product family with sequence similarity 120 member B (gene FAM120B). Gene Ontology annotation, biological process: peroxisome proliferator activated receptor signaling pathway; fat cell differentiation. Lineage: Eukaryota; Metazoa; Chordata; Mammalia; Lagomorpha; Leporidae. Gene Ontology annotation, cellular component: nucleus. The record is from RefSeq and is a predicted model, not a curated record.
CCCUGGCCGCGGCUGCGCUGCGCCCGCGCUUAUAUCGCGCCGGCCGCCCGCAUGGCUGAUGAGAUGCAAAUGGCCAGCCCCCCAGCCUGGCGAGCGCGGCCACAAAGGAGCCACUUUUCCAAACCCUGCGCUCAAUGGAUCGCCAAAUGAUACUUUCCCAGGAUUCAGUGAUGGGGGUGAGAGGUUUACAGGGAUUUGUGGGGAGCACCUGCCCACAUAUAUGCACGGUGGUGAAUUUGAAGGAACUGGCGGAACAGCACCGCACCAGGCAUCCUGGCUGCACUCCAACCAUCGUGGUCGAUGCCAUGUGUUGUCUCAGGUACUGGUACACCCCAGAAUCUUGGAUCUGUGGUGGCCAGUGGCGAGAAUACUUUUCUGCUUUGCAAGAUUUUGUUAAAACCUUUACAGAUGUUGGCAUCAAGUUGGUUUUCUUCUUUGAUGGAAUGGUGGAGCAGGGCAAGAGAGAUGAGUGGGUGAGAAGGAGGCGCAGAAACAGCAAGGAGAUAGCCAGGAUCUUCCAUUACCUCAAGGCACACAGGGAGCAGCCAGGGAGGAACAUGUUCUUCAUCCCCUCAGGCUUGGCCAUAUUUACCCGCUUUGCACUAAAGACACUGGGUCAGGAAACCCUGUGCUCCUUGCAGGAGGCAGACUAUGAGGUGGCUGCCUAUGGCCUCCGGCAUAACUGUCUUGGGAUUCUUGGAGAAGACACUGAUUACUUAAUCUACGACACGUGUCCAUACCUGUCCAUCAGUGAGCUCUGCCUGGAGAGCCUCAGCACUGUCCAGCUCUGCAGAGAGACGCUGUGUGAGAGCCUGGGUCUCCGCGUGGCAGAUCUCCCCCUGCUGGCCUGCCUGCUCGGCAAUGACGUGGUUCCUGAGGGCAUGCUUGAAAGCUUCCGUUACAGAUGCUUGUCUUCCUACACCUCUGUGGAAGAAAACGUCAACAAAAAAGCCAACAUGAUCCUAGCUGUGUCAGACCAUAUCGCCAAAGUGCUUCACAUGCAUCAGGGUGAGAAAGCCUUGGAGGAGAUGCUACCUUUGGGGCCAAAUAAAGCUCUUUUUUAUAAAGGAGUGGCAUCCUAUCUUUUGCCAGGACAGCAGUCUCCAUGGUUUUUCCAGAAACCUAAAGGUGAAAUGACUUUAAACAAGCAAAUAAUGUCUGUGAGAUCAGAUCCUGAAUUGAAGCAGGAAGUUCCCAUGUGUACAGAUCCCGAGUCCACAUCAGAAGUUCCCAUGUACACAGAUCCUGAGUCCACGCCGGAAGUUCCCAUGUGUACAGAUCCUGAGUCCAAGCCAGAAGUUCCCAUGUAUACUUACUCUGAAAUCAAACAAAAAUUGCCUCUAGGAACAGGCCCUGAAUUUAAGCUAGAAGCAUCUAUGAAUACAAAUCUAGAGAUCAGACAAGAAGACCCCGUACCUAUGGGGCCUGAAAUAAAGCAACCGGUAACUAUGAUUUCAGACCCUGAAAUCUUAAAGAUUGCUCGAACACAUCACGUGCAAGGAGAAAGCUACCUGGUGUAUAAUAUCCUGAGCAGCGGUGAGAUCGAGUGCAGCAACACCUUAGAGGACGAGCUGGACCAGGCCCUUCCCAGCCAGGCCUUCAUCUACCGCCCCGUGCGGCAGCGUGUCUACUCCCUCCUGCUGGGAGGCAGUGAAGAUGACACCAGCACCGGCCCGACAGUCAAGGAGUGGUUCGUGUACCCUGGGAACCCCCUGAAGCACCCAGACCUCGUCAGGCCUCUGCCGAUGACUGUUCCAGGGGGAACGCCUAGUUUGAAAAUAUUAUGGCUGAACCAAGAGCCAGAAGCUCAGGCCCGGCGCUUGGACACACUCCUAGCCUGUUUCAACCUCUCCUCCUCCAAGGAAGAGCUGCAGGCCGUCGAAAGCCCCUUUAAAGCCUUGUGCUGCCUCUUGAUCUACUUGUUUGUCCAGGUGGACACUCUUUGCCUGGAGGAUUUGCAGGCCUUUAUUGCUCAGGCUUUGUGCCUCCAAGGAAAGCCAACUGCACAGCUCGUAAACUUACAGCUUGAUUACGUCAACCCUAGGGCUGUGCAGCUCGGCUCCCUCCUCGUCCGUGGCCUCACCACUCUGGCACUGGUCAACAGUGCGUGCGGCUUUCCCUGGAAGACCAGUGAGUUCAUGCCCUGGAAUGUAUUUGAUGGGAAGCUUUUUCAUCAGAAAUACCUGCACUCUGAGAAAGGACACGCCGUGGAGGUUCUUCUGGAGCAGAAUAGGUCUCGGCUCACCAAGUUCCACAACCUGAAGGCCGUGGUUUGCAGGGCCUGCCUGAAGGAGAACAGACGCAUCGUGGGCAGAGCGCACUGGGACUCACACCACACAGGGAGAUGGGGAAGACAGGGUUCCAGCUCCCACAGGACAAGCUCUGGCUACAGCCGCUCUGGGCAGGGACAGCCAUGGAGGGACCAGGGACCAGGAAGCAGACAGCAUGAGCAUGACCAGUGGAGAAGAUACUAGGCAGUCUUACAAGCCAGGAGUGGUCACCUGGCAGCGAGCCUGCCCGCGUGGUGUCGGCCAGGACAGCCGGCCUCACCUGCCAGCAGCUGUCUGGAUCAGAAAAGAAAACUGCCUCUCCCGGGAGCGAGCCCUGUGUCUUGUAGGAAAGCUUUGGUUGGCGCCGCCUCAGGGGCCGUCCCAGACGACGCUGUUAACAUCUUCACCCUGACGUCCAUGUUAUGAGGCAGAGUUGAUGUUUGCUUUUAAUAAAUUGGAAACAAACGG